CCGUACGUUGCGCCUCUGCGGUAUUAUAAUCAGGGUCUCCCGAGAGCGCCCCUCUACGUCCCUGACACAUGGGCGGUUACCGAAGUGUGUUCUUCCUCAUUAUUUCGGUGCUGUAAGUUAAAGCCUCUUGUAGCCAGGUAUAGUCCAGAGAAUACCAGGUUUUGCUUUACGUGUGCUAUGGAGACCCGUUAUUUUACAUUUCUCGGCCUGUUAUUUGCACUAAGCACAACAUACUCUUCAACCAACUUUGACGAGUCGUCGCUAACGGUAAAUCUCAACGUAGAAAACACCCCUGUUCAAAAUGGCGGAAACUUCUCACUCAAACUACCAGCCGGAAGUGACGUCACUUCCGUGAACAUCAGAUGCAGGGCACAGAGCAACCAGCUGUCUGUCAAUGGCGUCUCUUUGUCCUGCGAUUUCGGGAAAGGUCCGAGAGCGAAAUCUGUUUCCGGACGUUCGGCCCUAUUUCCGGUCAAGCUGUACGGCACCGGAACUGCCGUGUGUACGUGUGCGGCAUCCCAUGCCGGCGGCUCUUACAGGAAGACAAGUACAGUAACUAUACGGCAUACAGCCCUUCCUUAUGCACCGACAACAUCACCAUUUCUCGAGGUCAACAACAGCACCUUGCCCGACGGGUCGACUUUAACGGUGGUUCUCAACUCGACCGCCACUAAGGUCUCCGUCAGGUGCGGGGUGUCCGGCGGGUACCCCCGGGUCCACCAGACCACCCUCAAGUGUGGGAACAAAACCGUGGGGGUCCCCAAGCCCGUGGUGACCUUCACCAUCACGUACACCAAACAGAUGGACGGCCAGAUGUGUGUGUGCUCGGCGGAUCACGUGACUGGACGGUACAACAAGACGGCCAGGUUUACGUUUGACAUACAAUACCCAGCUCGAGUCAGACACCUGACAGCCAACAACAAGACAGGUGUCCUCAAGGUGAGACCAGACACACCUGUCGUCAUCGAGUGUCAAGCAGACGGCAAUCCUGUUCCAGAGCUCACCCUGCGAGGCCUUAAGACAGGAACGGCUGCAUUUGGUAAACCAACCAACACCCAAUCCAACACGCUGUCUCGGUCAUUCAAUGCCACAACGUCACUCGAUGACGUAUAUGUCUGCACUGCUAAAAAUAGCUUGAACGGAAAUGUCGUAUCCGAUCGGUUAGUCCAAGUAUCUGUAGGAAAGCAAGCUCCUUCCCUCAUCGCGAGAUUUACCGUCAACGGCGAGACGAAGGUUGAAGUUGAGGCUGGUGCUAGACUUGACUUCCGGUGUGAAACCGCUGGGUAUUUGGUGCAAUGGACCAUCAAGAGCGUCACUUCCGACACCACAUUACGUAACAGCCUGACCAAGACACGCAGCCUUCACGUGUCUGAUCUAACUGCGUCAUGUGACGUCAACCGUGGAACGUUCGAGUGCCACGCCGCCUACACCAGCAGCUCCAGUUCCAGGACGGACUCUAGGACAGUGGAGGUCAUCGUCAAAAACUGUCCAAAAUGAUCAUCCUAAUCAAAGACAUGCAUAGACAACAUAUUGAAAGAUACUAAUCAACAUCGUAAUUAAAGAUACCAAGACAGAUUGUGUUGAAGCACACGCUAUAUUUAGCCUGCAUGGAAAAUAAAUCCUUUCAGAUCUAGUUUUAGUUGUA
Molecule: messenger RNA, 1645 nt
Organism: Physella acuta
Lineage: Eukaryota; Metazoa; Mollusca; Gastropoda; Physidae
Biological process (GO): cell-cell adhesion
Cellular component (GO): cell-cell junction; plasma membrane
Molecular function (GO): cell adhesion molecule binding
Source: RefSeq, a predicted model, not a curated record